AUUUUUAUGAAGCCUGACUUUGCUUUGGAGAACCCAGCCACCUUCAACACUGUCCUGCCCUGGUCUCACUUUCACAGUGCAGGAGGGAAGAGCAGCAGAGAUGGGGCCUCCUCCAAACUGCUGCAGGAAAAGCUCAGUCACUACCUGGAUGUUGUUGAGGUCAGCAUUGCUCAGCAGAUCUCGCUGCGUUCCGAGGCUUUUUUCCACGCCAUGUCCUCACAGCAUGAGCUACAGGACCGGCUGCAGGAGACCCAGCAGGCCGUGGCUUUUCUGCGGAGCCGAACAGCAGCCAUGGACCGAGUCAUGUGCCAGGGGCCUCUGUGGCUCCUCCACUCUUCUCUGACUCAGAACAACUGUGUGAAACUGCACAACAAGCUAAAGCUAAUGGCAGUGGUCCAUCAGACACAGCCCACUGUGCAGCUGCUGCUCUCCACCUCAGAGUUUGUUGGAGCACUGGAGCUCAUCGCCACUACCAAGGAGGUGCUUCAGCAGGAGCUUCAGGGCAUCCACAGCUUCAGACAUCUGGGCUCCCAGCUGUGUGAGCUGGAGAGGCUGAUUGACAAGAUGAUGGUGGAGGACUUCAGUAUGUACGCCCGCAGUGAUCUGAACCGAAGUCUAAAGGAGGAGCUGCAGGUGCUUGAAAAGUGUGUGGCAGAUAGUGUUGUGCACAUAGAACAAAUUGACACUGAAGUCGUCUUUAAGCUAGCUGAUCAGAUUCAUCUGAUGACUUUCCCUCAGUGGUUUGAGCUGCUGAAAAAUGUCUUUGAGUGUUUCCUCCUGUUCCUGCAGAGGAUCAAGGCCACAUUAAACAUUAUCAGAAACGUGGUUCUGGAAGUUUUGGCCUCCAACCAGAAGAACCGGCUCCCUACAGAGGCCAGAUCAGGAAAACCAUGUGAAGAAGCCUCCCAGGUCUCGGUGGUCCUGCAGGGGGAGGCUGAGCUAUCUUACCUGACCCAUGAGGGAAUGUUCAUCAGUGACGCAUUAAAUGAAGCACUGCAACAGGACGCUGGGUUGGUGGGCCACCAUCAGAACUCCACAUCGGGCUUCAGGACCCAGACAGGCCGAGCAGAGGGUGCUGACAGUAACCCACCCUCUGGGGUCACAGAGGUCUCUGCUAGCAGAGAGCCGACCUUCAUGUCUGGUGAGAACAUGACGACUACAGAGUUGGAGCUGAAUUGUGUGAUUAGCAACAUCCAAGAUUUGCUGUACAAGGCCUCAGACGUUAGCCAUGAUCGCUGCGUCAAAGUCCUCACAGCCAGGGCCAAGGACGGUUCUCUGGAGCGUCUGAGCUCAACAGAGUUUGUGAGUCUGUCUCAGGCAGUGGAGGGUUUCAUCAGGGACACUGAGGAGUUGUGUGGUAGAACCAGACUCUCCCUGAAGGGGGAGCUCCAGAACCAGGCCAAACAUUUUGUUCACCGCUUCCACGAAGAGCGCAAAAACAAACUUGGGUCCAGAUGACCGAAAACCUACAGAGUUUCUGAUUGUUGAUGGACAGAAAUAUGCUGUUGUUGGGACAGUUUUACUGCUGAUUCGGAUGUUUCUAGAAUACUGUCAGUGUGUGAACGACAUCCCAUCCAUCGCCACCGACAUGCUGACACGUCUGUCAGACCUCCUUAAAUACUUCAACUCUCGCAGCUGCCAGUUGGUUCUGGGAGCCGGAGCUCUGCAGGUUGUUGGCCUUAAGACCAUCACUACAAAAAACCUGGCAUUAGCGUCCCGCUGUCUUCAGCUGGUGGUUCACUACAUUCCCAUCAUCAGAACUCACUUUGAGACCAAACUGCAGCCCAAACAGUUCAGUGUUCUCAGACACUUUGACCACAUCACCAAGGACUACAAUGAUCACAUCGCAGAGAUCUCUGCCAAGCUGGUGGCCAUCAUGGACAAUCUGUUUGAGAAGGUUUUAUCAAAGUAUGAAGUGAAGGCUCCAAUGCCUUCAGCCUGCUUCAGAAAUGUCUGCAAGCAGAUAGCAAAGAUGCAUGAAGCUAUUUUUGAUCUUCUGCCUGAAGAACAGACACAUAUGCUGUUUCUGAGGAUUAACGCCAGCUUUAAGAUGCACCUGAAAAGACAGCUGGCACGACUUGGUGUCAUUAAUGAUGGAGGACCACAACAUGGGCUGGUGGUGGUGGAUGUGGCCUUCUACACAGAGAACAUCCAAGCACUGAAGAGCCUCGAACGACUCAGUCUGAACAUGGUUGAGAUCUGGGAACAGAAAAGGUGAUAGAGGACGGAGUCUGGACAUGCAGAACAAAACUCACAAACCAACCCCGAAAUCAGGGGUGACCUCGGCCAACAGCAGCCGGCAGAAGAGGCUGCAUGAGGCUCUGAAUGACCCAAACAAAUUAAACUGGGUGAAGGAGACCAGCAGCAGUGACCUGGAACUUCCAGUUUGAAAAACUUCAUCAGGAAACCGAAAGCCUGCGGCCACUUCACUUUGUGCAAUUAAAGAAAAAUACUAGUAAAGUACUUGAGACUUGUAGUGGGGAGCUGUGGAUAAUGAAAAAGAAAUGGCUGGCUAAUUUAUUUCUGUCCUUUUUUAGAGACAAGCUGUGGUGACAUCUUCCUUCAGCAGGCUGUGAUGAUGAUGAUUCUGAUCAAAAUAAUGAUGAAGGUUGUUUUCUUUUAUUUUUAUACUCACAGGUAAUGUUGUCAGGACUUGUUGUGUUGAAGGAACCUUGAUCCUGAAGAAUUAAACCAUCUAGACUGUGAAAGCAUCACAAACCUUGUCCUGUUAUAAUCAAAGUAAAACACUUUGUGAAGCUUGUCUUUACCGGGCUGAUAGUCUGACACAUGGGAACAAUCUGUUUUUGUGUUUUUGAAACAUGUUAAUGGAUGUGGGGCACAAAGAGCAACCCUUCAUCUUAUGCUGUAGUUCAAGAAGCUUGUUGUUUUUCUGAGGUUGAAAAAACAUAAAAUCAGCUUCUUGUUUUCUAGUUUCUCUAAAGUGUACAGCUGACAGCUGUGAAGACUCACACAGUCCCCAGCAGUUAAAGGGUUAAAGCACAAAGAAAUAAGUGGGAACCAAGACCCAAAAAAAACAAGUUAAUGCUGCAAGAAGUUUAGACAUUACUGAGAAUGUAAAAAAUAAAUCAGGAAAAGCUUUUUGCAUUGAUCAGCUCCUGUGUGCUUAUUGGGAAACUGAACACCAAGCUUUAUCUAAAAUCUUCAAACAUUGGAUUUGUGUGCUUGGUUUUAAUGAAUGAAAGCUGUUUGGUCUGUGCUCCAGUCUGAACACAUCAAAGUGUGAAGAUGUUUCCUUUCUUCAGAAGACUCCAGAGCUGUAAACUCAUAAAACAUUUGGUAAUAGUUUAUGUCUUAUCUGACUGAACCAGGGCAUGAACGUACAGCCUCAAGAUUAUAAGAGUGCAACACACCACUGGAGCUCACAAGGUCUUACAGUUCAUCUCCCAGUAUGAACUGAGUUAGUGGAUUUCCUGGAACCACAGAGCUUCUUUCAACCCUAACUAGGUUUAGAGGUACGGUGUGACUUAGGUUCUGGUUAGGGUAAAGAAUAGACCAGUAAUGAUUAGGGUUGUGGAAAAAGUUUGGGUCAGGCAGCAUGUACCAGAGUCCAGGUGUGGAGUUAUUAACUGCUGUGAAUAAAAACAGUGAUGGAGCAACUUGUUGAAUCAUUUUUAACUUCCAGUUGAUGUUUUCAGUCUGAAUUUCCACAUGAAUAAAUUCAGUCAACAAAAAGCAGA
Molecule: messenger RNA, 3698 nt
Organism: Austrofundulus limnaeus
Lineage: Eukaryota; Metazoa; Chordata; Actinopteri; Cyprinodontiformes; Rivulidae
Gene: vps54
Product: VPS54 subunit of GARP complex
Biological process (GO): retrograde transport, endosome to Golgi; Golgi to vacuole transport
Cellular component (GO): GARP complex
Molecular function (GO): syntaxin binding
Source: RefSeq, a predicted model, not a curated record